GGUUUCGCGUCGAACAAAUGGCAGCUGUUUUGGCGGCUGUUGCUGAGCGGGUUUCUAGGUUAUUUCUCCAGUUAACCUAUAUUUUUCGAAGUUUUCGAGCUGAAAAAAGGUUAUAAAUUGGAAAUUUGUUCGAGGCGAUUUUUGUGGUAAGGGGGCCCGCCGGGGAAACUUACCUUUUGGAAAAUCGUGCCUUACGGAAGUCUCCUUCGACAAAUAAAGAUGUCAAGCGCGAGCAGCCAUUUGCCUGUGCACAGCUAAGGUCGACGCUGGCUGGGUUUGUGGAUCUUGGUUAGGUUUUCCAGUUUUUUUUCCGAUUUAUUUGCGGUGAAAUACAGUGUUCACCAGGAUGUUUUUUGGUCCCAUUUGACCAAUAAAAAGCUAAAAUGGAUGGGUCGUUUAGUAUAACCUGGGAGGACGCUACCACGGUGGUCCAAUCAGAGGAAGUGAUCACCAUGGAGAAUGAAAUUAUACCUUCGCAGUCUCAAGAGUUUAUAGGGGAUGAAACUGAGGAGACCUACGUGGAAAAUGUCCAAGAUGAUGCCGAGUUGGCGUUGAAUGAAGUAUCGGUUGUUGAAGAGGAGGUGGUUCAAGAUGAUAGUGUGGAGGAGGUGACUUUGGAGAACCAGCAAGCUGAUGGGGGCCUUAUGUAUUUGACUGAAGACAAUGUACUAGUUAUGGAUUCAAACGAGGACACUCCUUACACACAAGAUCAACUCAUGGAAGUUACGGAAGAAGUUAUAACAGAUCAGUGGGGCUUUGCAGGUGAGUGUCCAGAAGAGAUGAUCAUUGGGUCGGAGGAAGCUGUGGGAGCUGUGGAUGGUCAAGCAAUUGAAGAUGAAGAUAUACCGUUGCCUACCGACCAGGAUGAGUAUACGGCUGCCAGGCCAUACCCUUGCGAUUUUUGCAGUAGAAGGUUCCGUAAAAAGGCCAACCUUAUGAACCACAUGGUAGCGCAUCAGACAGACAGACCCCACGGAUGCAACCUAUGUGGGGUGAGGUACUUGAGGAAGUCUGAUUUAAUGAACCACCUGAAAAGUCACGCCUAUAUACCAGAAUCUGAACCCAUUGAAGAUGAGGAUCUGUCACUGGGACAUCAGGGUUUUGAAAGAAGAAAGAAAGUAAAAAGUUUGGUGAAGAAAAAGAAAAAGAGAAUCGUGAAAGAAGAGUAUGAGAAUUUAUUUACAACUGAGCCAGUUUCAGCUGACGAAAAAUAUAUAGGCGACAUGGACGCCACCUACCUCACUACUUCCAGUCAAGAAGAGAUCAGGUACCCGGUCAUCGAUCCAAAGAAACCUUUCGUCUGUCAGCACUGUGGCGUAGCGUUCGCCAGGGAGAAGGCAUUGGCGUCCCAUGCGAGGGUACAUGGUGGUGACAGUCCUUUUGAAUGUCAGAAAUGCGGUGAGAUGUUUUGGGAUAUCUCCCUUAUGCAGGAACACUCUAGAACCAAACACGGUGAAAUCGAGGACAUCGACGACGACGAGGAUGAAGACUAUUCCGACUCCGAGGAGGCCAAAUACGGGACGUUUUACUGUCCCACGUGCGGCCUGUCCUUCCAUCGGCAGGACAACCUCAAGCGCCACCAAAGAAUCCACGUCAAAGAGGAGUUCGUGCACGACGAAAGUUUCGGUCACAUCUGUAACGUGUGUGGCGAAUGCUUCCAGGAAGCUCUGGAUCUACUUGCCCAUGCGGAAAUCCACGCUAGAGGCUCGGAAUACCGGUGUAUGGUGUGUGGAGAGAUUUGUAUGGACGAGACUACUUUAGCGGGUCAUGUACAGAGUACUCACAAGAAUCUACCACCGCACACGUGUAUCCUGUGCGGCAGAACGUGUAAAGAUAACAGAACGUUGAUGAAACAUUCCUGGGAACAUUCUAAGGAAAAAUGUUUUGCUUGUACAAAAUGUUCGAAAACUUUCCACAAUAAAGCCAGAUUGAAACGACAUAUGAUUUCUCACAGGAACAAAGUGGUAUCGUGCGACGUGUGCGGCGAGGACUUCCCCGACGGCCGCAGCCUGAUGAACCACCGGCACAGCCACAGCAGCGUCUCGGGACGGCAGUUCCCGUGCCGGGAAUGCGGCAAGACGUUCGGUUCCAGGAGUUCGCAGCAGAUCCACAUUCGCAUCCACACGGGCGAGAGACCCUACGGGUGCCGGUUCUGUUGGAAGGCCUUUGCCGACGGUGGGACUUUGAGGAAGCACGAGAGGAUCCAUACUGGGGAGAAGCCGUACGCGUGCGCGGUGUGUCCAAGGGCGUUCAAUCAGAGGGUGGUGCUCAGGGAACAUAUAAGGUCACAUCACUCGGGCCCAGAUCCGAAAUAUUCACACAGUAUGACGCCGUACUGCUGCGCCGUGUGUUCGGACAUGUUCGCCGCAUCUCAGGAUCUGAUCCUCCAUCUGAUCCACCAUUGCGACAUGAACACGGCGAUGAAGCGCCAGCCUCAGAUCGGGCCCAGAAAAUACAAACGAAGAAGAAAACUGAAACCCCAUGAGUUGGAAAUGAUGACAGCUCAGAACGAGGAGUCCUACAACAGCGACCAGGCCCUUUUGCAGAACGCCAAUAACACUACCGACUCUGAGGAAGAGAGGGAGCGACGAAGAACUCGACCGAAACGCUCGUACACCAGGAAGCCUUCCAGUUCGCCAAAAACAAGCGUUAGCGAAUCGAUGUCGGACAUCUACAACGCGGCCAGUACCAUCGAAGCCGUGGAGAGCAUCACCCUUCCCAAGUCUCCCACGUCCAAAACGAAACCCAAAAAGGGCAAGAACGACGCAUCUGCGGUUCCUUCGCGUCCUAAAAUGAUCCACACACAGAAAACUAGGGUCCCUGUGGAGACUGGCGAGGACGGGAGGGUCAGACAUAGGACAAGGACUUUGGUGACUAGGACACAACCGGCGGAAAUCAAGUCAGUCACCGGUGAAAGAAUAAGACCCAGAACCAAAAACGUCAGUUACCACGUGUUAAACCCGGAAAAAUUCCCAAUCGCCACUUUUCCAUCAGCUGAACAGACCAACGAAGCAGUAGAGAGUCUUUUGAAAGAAGCAAGUGAGGAAAUACCUACCAAUGGUAAUAUCGUCACAGAAGAAAUCGUGGAAGAAACUCCUGAAGUCGCGGGGGAACAGAUUGUGGAAAGCGAACAAGUUCCGAUACCUGUCGGCUUGGUGGAGGUCAGAACUAGGCGUAACAGCGCGAGAAGUACCAGAAAUGUCAUAGGUCCAGGAAGCAAAGUCAGGUUGGUGAAGGAAGGCAUGAUCAUAUCGAAAAUGAAGAGAUCCAGCGAGAGCCAGCUGGAACCGGAAACUAUAGUACCGGAAACUAUAGUACCGGAUAUGAAUCCCACCGCUGCUGUGUAUAUUAAGGAGGAACAUUUUAAUACUUCAAAUGAUGAUACAUUAGAAACCAAUGUAACCGAGGAAGAACAGCCCCAAGAAGAGCCUCAACCGACCAACGACCAAUUUCAAACCGAAGAGACGGUCGACCAAAGGACACCCAACGGCAACCCGAACGUCAUCAACGUCAAACAGGAAAUGAUGGACCCCAGCGCCCUUCACGAACUGGCCGAGCUCUCCAUGCGUCACGCCAAUCACAUCACCGACCUGUUCAAGUGCGAGAUGUGCGACGAGGUGUUCACGGAUCGCGCGCAGCUGCUGUUGCACGUGCCCAUUCAUAUUUGAUGUGGUACAGAAAUUAAGGUGGAAUAGUGAAAUAGUUUGGAUGUUUUUGGGUACCGGCAUGGAGCAAGGUCAAAAUUGCUGUAAAAUUCGAGUAGGGAGUAUUUUUUGUAAAAUAUUUUUAAACACUGUCUCUGAUUGGUUAUAGUCUAAGAGCUAGCAACGUUUUCGAGAAAGUAUUUUAAGAAAGUUGGCUCUUUAAUAUGUCUUUUGCUAUG
Molecule: messenger RNA, 3883 nt
Organism: Sitophilus oryzae (rice weevil)
Lineage: Eukaryota; Metazoa; Arthropoda; Insecta; Coleoptera; Curculionidae
Product: zinc finger protein 184
Exons: 18
Coding region: 384-3668 (1094 amino acids)
Biological process (GO): regulation of transcription by RNA polymerase II
Cellular component (GO): nucleus
Molecular function (GO): DNA-binding transcription factor activity, RNA polymerase II-specific; RNA polymerase II transcription regulatory region sequence-specific DNA binding
Source: RefSeq, a predicted model, not a curated record